This is a messenger RNA of Aphidius gifuensis, 2023 nucleotides long. It is a transcript of the gene vermilion, whose product is annotated as tryptophan 2,3-dioxygenase. Lineage: Eukaryota; Metazoa; Arthropoda; Insecta; Hymenoptera; Braconidae. The transcript is spliced from 7 exons. Bases 241 to 1518 code for a protein of 425 amino acids. The record is from RefSeq and is a predicted model, not a curated record. Gene Ontology annotation, molecular function: L-tryptophan 2,3-dioxygenase activity; metal ion binding; heme binding.
AGUAUAAAAAGUCCAAGUGCUGUUGGUUUUUGCUGAAAGCCUCGCAGUCAAGUCCUGACCGUCUCAUAGUUCAGUUACUUUUUCCUUAAAAAAAUAAUCAACUCUCUUAAAAAUUUAUUUCUAAAUUCUAUUAUUUACUUAAAAUCAUUUGGUGAUAAUUUUUCUAUUAAAAGUUUUGUUAAUUAAUAAAAAAAAUACAGUAAAUAAAUUAAAUUACUUUUUGAUCAAUCAAGAAUCAUCAUGGCAUGUCCUAUUAAUAAUUUCAUAUCUGAGGAUCAAAGUCAAGAUGGUGAUCAGCUAACAGAAGGACCUGAACGUGGCAUGCUCUAUGCUGAAUAUUUACGAUUAGAUAAAAUACUUUCAGCCCAACGUCUUCUAAGUGCUGAAAGUCAAAAUGAAGUUCAUGAUGAGCAUCUUUUCAUCGUUACCCAUCAAGCAUAUGAGCUGUGGUUCAAACAGAUUAUCUACGAAUUGGAUUCUGUGAGGAGAUUAUUUAGAUCAGAAAUUGAAAUACCAUCAAAUGGAAAUGAUAAUUCAACUAAAAAUAAUAAUCCAACUUAUGAAACUCUUGAUGAAUCAAGAACACUGGAAAUUCUCAAGAGACUCAAUCGAAUUGUCUUGAUACUAAAACUUCUUGUUGAUCAAGUUACAAUAUUGGAAACAAUGACACCACUUGAUUUCAUGGCAUUUCGUGAUUAUCUUUGUCCAGCAUCUGGUUUUCAAUCAUUACAAUUUAGAUUACUGGAAAAUAAACUUGGUGUUAAACAAGAACAUCGUGUAAGAUAUAAUCAAUGUUAUAUAAGAGUAUUUGGUAAAGAUCCAAAAGCCAUUGAAGCUAUUAGAAAUUCAGAAAUUGAACCAAGUCUUAGUUUUCUUGUUCAAGAAUGGCUAGCAAGAACACCUGGACUUAAAAAAAAAGAUUUUAAUUUUUGGGGUAAAUAUAAAAAUUCAGUUGAACAUAUGUUAGCUGAACAACAAAAAAAAGCACAGAUACAAACAAAUGAUGCUGUACGUAAACAUAUGAUGGCAGGUAUAGAAGGUAAACAAGCUGUUUUCGAAACAGUAUUUAAUCAAACACUUCAUGAUGCUCUUGUUGGUAGAGGUGAACGAAGAUUUUCUCAUGCAGCUCUUCAAGGUGCAAUCAUGAUAACUUUGUAUCGUGAUGAGCCACGUUUCAGUCAACCACAUCAAGUUUUAACAGCUCUCAUGGAUAUUGAUUCAUUGAUAACUAAAUGGAGAUAUAAUCAUGUUAUCAUGGUUCAAAGAAUGAUUGGAUCACAGCAACUUGGAACUGGUGGUUCAUCUGGAUAUCAUUAUUUAAAAUCAACACUGAGUGAUCGGUAUAAAGUUUUUUUGGAUUUAUUUAAUCUAUCAACAUUUUUAAUACCGAGAGAUUUAAUUCCACCACUUACCAAACAAAUGAAAACAAAAUUGUCAUUGGGCUGGAGUUGUUUUGAUCUUGAUAAUGAAUCAUCUGAUCAAAAUACAUCAGAAAGUUCAGUAGAAGGAUCACUUUGAUUUUGUUUUUUCCUUAUUUAUAAAAUUUUUAAUUCUUUCUUUUAUUUUACCUUUUAAACAAAAUUGUUAUUGUUUUUUAAAGAUAUAUUUGGAUCAAUUUAUAUUUUUAUCUCUCGACAAAAUAACGUCUUGUUUUACGAGGAAAAAAAAAUUAUCUAAAACAAUUUUUAACAAUAAUUUUUUUUUAAUUUUAUUAUUAAACAUCCACAACAAAAAUUUUUGAUUUUUAUUUAUGAUUUAUUAUAUAAUACUAUGCAUUAACGGAAUAUGAUCAAUAUGAAAACUUAAAUGAUAUUUUUUCAUACAAAUAAUGUGUCUUAAAAUAUUUGAGACAGAAAAAAAAACCUCUUACAUUUUUUGAUGUAUCAAAUUUUAUCGAGUUUAUUUAAAUAAACAAAAAUCAUCAUAGCAUUUAUUUAGAGUAUUGAAUAAAUCAUUGAAACACAAAUACAACAAAACCAAGCUGCCAUUAAAGCAAAUUAUUUUAUAAUAUAUAUUUUUUUUU